Eimeria tenella is the source of this 1668-nucleotide messenger RNA. RefSeq lists its product as uncharacterized. The coding region runs from base 1 to 1668 and encodes 555 amino acids. The record is from RefSeq and is a predicted model, not a curated record. The transcript has a single exon. Gene Ontology annotation, molecular function: structural constituent of ribosome. Lineage: Eukaryota; Apicomplexa; Conoidasida; Eucoccidiorida; Eimeriidae. Gene Ontology annotation, cellular component: ribosome. Gene Ontology annotation, biological process: translation.
AUGCGCGUAGUGCCGCACUGCCAGUGCCCCGCAGAAGUGAAGGUGCGGUACUUGAAAGAGGGUGGGGUUGUUGUUAUUUUGGGGGGCCCCCACUCGGGGGCCUGCUGGGCCGCGCGGGGCCGCAGCUACAAAACGCCUGCUGCAGCAAAAGACUUCAUUUGGAGACACUCUUACCUGUCUCCGGGGGCCCUCAGUCUUUGCUUCCAGUCCCCAGACUUGGCCCUCCAGCUGGCCCGCGAGGGGCCCCCCCCCCUUGCUGCUGCGCCGCCCCGCGCGGCCAUUGAGCACUGCCUCUACGCAGCCCGCAAGCAGCAGAGGGGCCCCCCUGCUGCUGCUGCUGCUGCUGCGGAGGGGGAGGGAAGCCUCCAGCUGCAGGCGGGGGCUGCGGGCGCAGGGGCAGGGAGGGGGCUGGGCGGCAGCAAGGAGCAGGAGGCAGGUGCAGCAGCUGCUGCUGCUGCAGGUGCUGCUGCGCCUGCUGCUGCUGCUGCUGCUGCUGCAGGUGCUGCUGCGCCUGCUGCUGCUGCUGCUGCUGCUGCAGCGGGAUGCGACGGGGGGGAGGCAGCAGCAGCAGCAAAUGGACACGGGAGGCCCCCGGACCCGUACGUCCUACAGGCCCUCAGCACCCUCGAGCCCCUGAGGGGCCCCCCUAGUGGGGGGGCCCCCCUCCCGAACCGCCACUGCAGGAGGGGCCUCGCUCGCGCUGCACUUGCUGCCAGGGGGGCCCCCGGGGGCCCCUCCAGGAAGUCUUCGCGGCUGCGGGACCUGUUGCUGCGGCAGCAGCCCAAAGCAACUUCCAAGAAGCCCGCCAAGGGGGGCCCCCGGAAUAAGGGAAAGGGGGGGCCCGCAGGCGAGGCAGAGGGGGGCCCCAAGGAGCCCACAGCAAACGAGGGGGCCCCAACUGAUAAGACUGAGACUACGGGGGCCCCUAGUGAUAGGGCUGAGACUACAGAGGCCCCCAGUGAUAGGGCUGAGACUCAGGGGGGCCCCAGUGAUAAGGCUGAGACUACGGGGGCCCCAAGUGAUAAGGCUAAGACUACGGGGGCCCCCAGUGAUAAGGCUGAGGCUACGGGAGGCCCCAGUAAUAAUGGUGAGACUACGGGGGUACCCAGUGAUACUGCUGAGACUACGGGGGCCCCCCGCAAAGGAGGGUCUGAAGCGGGGGGGGGGGCCCAAGAGGCAUCCGAGGGGGCCCCUGAAGGGGGCCCCCCAGGGGACUCCGCAGAGGCCCGCGUGGACAGCAGCAAAACGACAGAAGGACAGGAAGCUUCACAGGUACCAGAGGGGCCCCCAAAUGGCCCUGAAAGCGCAGCAGGGGCCCCCACGGACUCCCCUCCCGUGGGGGCCCCCACGGGGAGGGGCCCUCAGGGGGGCCCCCCAGCAAACCCAGAAGGACCCACUUCUAAGGGGCCCCCUGAGGAUGCUGCCUGGCCAGCUUUGGCUGCUUACUUUCUGCGGCAGGCGCGCCGAAUUGAAGAAGAUCAGGAGGGCCUCGUGGGGGCCCCCCUCUUGGGGGCCCCAGGGGGCCCCCAGGGGCCCCACAGCAAUCAAAGCAAUCAAGGGGGCCCCCAGGAAGACCAAGACAAACAGCGCGAAGGUACUUUCAACACUUUAGAGGGUACUGCUCUGGAAGGGGGCCCUGCGGGGCUGGCGGGGGGGCGGGGAGGAUAA